AUGGCUGUACCUAGGUCCUUGGGUCUCUUUCGAGGAGUACGGCCUACUUCCAAGCUUCCAAGAUUCGGAGGUGAAUUCUCAAGUGUCAAGCGAGCGAAGUCAACCGUCCCUGCGGUUGCGAUCGGAGGGGAAAAUGCAAUCAAUGCGACGCUUCCACAUGCGCCGCCGCAACUUCCUCCACAUUCGUUGCUACCCAACAAGAUGCUGCUGAGGUCUCUUCUGGUGGCCACAAUUUCCUCUCACCCUUGGCUGUUGACGCCAGCCUUAAAGAUGCUCCAAGUACUGGUCCAUCCUGAAGUACCUCUCCUCGAUGUCGACAAGAAUCCCCUGUUGCGAAGCAUUCUCAAACGAACAUUCUACAACCAUUUCUGUGCCGGCGAGAACGGGGUGGAGGUCCGAUGCACGAUCGGCAACAUCAAAGACAUGGGUUUCAAGGGCGUAAUUCUCACUUACGCUCGAGAGGUCGUGGUUGACGCCACCGGCCCGGCAACUGAAACUGCGACUCCAAUCAGGGAGCAAAGCCCCACGAUCGGAACUUCCACGGAUGCCGGUGUUGAAGCCUGGAGAGAAGGUGUUUUGGAUACAGUCGAGAUGGUUGGGCCUGGUGAUAUCCUUGCGUUGAAGCUCACUGGGGCUGGCGAAUCUGCGAUGAAGGCUCUUUCGGCCAAUCAGCCUCUUCCAGAGCAGAUGAUGAAUGCGCUCGAAGAGAUCUGUUCGCGCGCCGUGGCGCAGAAAGCCCGCAUUUUCAUUGACGCUGAGCAACAAUCUGUCCAAUCUGGCAUUGAUGCCGUCGCGUUGGACUUGAUGAGACAAUAUAACACCGAUGGGACUGCGGUAGUGUUCAACACCUAUCAAGCUUAUCUGAAAGGCACUCCCGCUACUGUGGAAUCGCAUCUGACGAUUGCUGCAAAGGAGGGGUUUACUCUGGGUGUCAAGUUGGUCCGAGGUGCCUAUAUCAACUCUGAGCCACGGGCUCUCAUCAAUGAUACCAAGUCUGAUACGGAUGACUCGUACAACUCGAUUGCCGAGGGUAUGAUCCGACGAUGCUAUGGGCCAUACGGUGGCGAGAAGUCUUUCCCGUCCACGGAGUUGUUCUUGGCUACCCAUAACAGAGAGAGUGCUCUGCUCGCAGACCGGUUGGUCAAGGAACAGCUUGCAGCUGGGCUUCCCACAGUCAAGGUUCAGUACGGUCAGCUGCUAGGCAUGGCAGACGGAGUGAGUUGCAAGCUGCUCCAGCUUGGCCAAGCGAAGAGCGAUGAUGCUCGGCAUGUCGCCCCAGAGGUUUUCAAGUGCCUUAGCUGGGGAACUCUUGGAGACUGCCUCUCGUAUCUCCUGCGCCGGGCGGUGGAGAAUCGGGACGCCGUUGGUCGCACCAAGGAAGAAUAUUUGGCGCUCCGGAAGGAGACUUUCCGGCGGUUGAGGCGCGGUUUUACUUAG
Penicillium daleae is the source of this 1437-nucleotide messenger RNA. RefSeq lists its product as uncharacterized. Gene Ontology annotation, molecular function: proline dehydrogenase activity; FAD binding. Lineage: Eukaryota; Fungi; Ascomycota; Eurotiomycetes; Eurotiales; Aspergillaceae. The transcript is spliced from 2 exons. Gene Ontology annotation, cellular component: mitochondrion. The record is from RefSeq and is a predicted model, not a curated record. Bases 1 to 1437 code for a protein of 478 amino acids.